This is a messenger RNA of Aureobasidium uvarum, 1257 nucleotides long. The record is from the annotation of a GenBank genome assembly. Lineage: Eukaryota; Fungi; Ascomycota; Dothideomycetes; Dothideales; Saccotheciaceae.
AUGGCCUAUCUCGGUUCUCCCGCAGCAAAUCAGCCUGCUACCGAUUUCGCAAACAUCCACCAACCCGCCGUCCCCUCACAACCUCUCGACGACACCCCUGCCGCCACCAUGGAUCAAGAAACCUCCAUCACCCAGAAGAUGCUGUCUGCCGUCUCUGGCAGCAUCCUGACCUCAUUACUCGCUCAAUCCGGUCCGUCUCCCCUCAAUGCUUCUACCCAACCCUCCUUCGCCCGGCUCCCUCCCAAUCUCGGCAUUUCCGCCUGCUGUAGAGAAAUAUACUACGUCCCCAAUCAGAGCCCCUACUGCAUGGCCUCAUCCGCUGGUCUUACUGUCGACCAAAUGCUUAUUUCUCAAUGUGCGGCAGAGGAGACUGAGCGAAGAACCUUUAAUUCAACCAUCGAUGGCUUGAAAAAGAUUGCCCGGAACGAAGGUCUCACAACCCUGUGGCGUGGCUUGAGUCCCACCCUGCUCAUGUCCGUCCCUGCCAAUGUCAUCUACUUUGCUGGCUACGAUUGGUUGCGCGCAAAUCCGAACAGUCCCAUGAAGGAUCGCGUAUCCGACAACUACGCUCCGCUCUUUGCUGGUUCAAGCGCCAGAAUACUGGCCGCCAUUGUCGUCAGCCCCGUCGAAAUGUUCCGUACACGAAUGCAAGCUAGCCACCCCGAGGCUGCCACUCCGACUGGUGUGUUUAGAGACACAUUAUCUGGUGUUCAAGAUAUGGUCAAAGCAGAUGGAUACCGCGCCUUGUGGAGAGGUCUCGGUUUGACACUCUGGCGAGAUGUGCCCUUCUCUGCCUUGUACUGGUGGGGUUAUGAAUAUGGCAGACAGACGUUGCACAACGCAAGAGAAGGUCCUGCUUCCCACGAACCAACAGGCAGCUUGAAGAACCGCGCUGUCAGCGAGCUGGACCACAAGACUGUCCUGGUCGACAGCUUCAUCGCUGGCGCAAGUGCUGGAGCCGUCGCUGCUUUCGUUACCACUCCCUUCGACGUCGGCAAGACUCGCCAACAGGUCGCUCGCCAUUCUGCCGACUCUGCAUCUUCCGCUGUCGCUGCUCUCCGUCCCGAGGACAAGCUCAUGCCGCGAUUCUUGUGGCACAUCUACAAGACCGAAGGUGCCGCCGGCUUGUUCAAGGGAUGGGCUGCUCGCACAAUGAAGGUCGCACCCGCCUGCGCCAUCAUGAUUAGCAGUUACGAAAUUGGCAAAAAGAUGGCUGGCAGCAUGAACGAAAAGGCUGUCAAGGAGUCAUCAGCCUAA